CGGGAGGUGCCAGCGCCACUCCUGGGUGGCCCAGGGCCUGCGUGGGCAGCUGGGACCCGAGCGGCCCGGGCGCGGUGGCCGAGGUACCUUCGCCGUUCCAGAAGAGCGUGGUCUCUGCGCUGGACAGUCUGUCAUCGAUGGCCUCCAGCUCCGACUUGAUCAGCGGGUACUCCACGUCCAUCACUGUGGCCUUUAUCUCCUCCAGAACUGCAAGGUGACCCCAUCAGUGAUGCAGGAGAAGCUGGACCCACUGAAGAUAAAUCUGAGGCGUCUGAGAAUCCCCAAGCCCCCGGCGAGCUGCCCUCCAGCGCCAGAAGAAUACCUCAGCCCAGCAGUGCAAGACCUGCGCCUCCCUGGGUCAAACAGCAAGAGAGCGCCGAGACCCUGAUGGCAGAUAGGACAGGGAGUGGUAAAACCGUCUCAAAUGUGAUUAUAGAGUCACAGAAUUCAGACCACGAAGAGGAUGACCAGUUGGUGGUGGAGGCUGCCCCUCAGAUCUCUGAAAUGUCAGAAACUGAAAUGGUGCCAGCAAUGGAGCUGGAGGACAGUGAGAAGCAUGGUGGACUUGUGCAAAGAAUUUUGGAGACUAAGAAAGAUUAUGGGAAGUUGCAGCAGCCACCCAAACCUGGAGAGGAGGAGAAAUCCUUUGUCUUUGAGUCGUCAUGGAAGGAGGAGAAGGAUAUUGUUUCCAAGGAGAUUGAGAAGCUCCGAGUGUCCAUUCAGACCUUGGGUAAGAGCGCACUUCCUCUGGGGAAGAGUAUGGACUACAUCCAGGAAGAUGUGGAGGCCAUGCAGAAUGAGCUGCAGCUGUGGCACAUGGAGAACAAGCAGCAUGCAGAGGCCCUGCAGAAGGAGCAGAGGGCCGUGGAACCCCUGAAGGCCGAGCUGGCAGAGCUGGAGCAGAUGAUUAAGGACCAGCAAGACAAGAUCUGUGCCGUGAAGGCCAACAUCCUAAAGAAUGAAGAGAAAAUCCAGAAGAUGGUGUACAGUAUCAACUUGACAUCGCGAAGGUGAACGCGGAGAAUUUCAGUGACGAAAAGUCACCUUUGGUGUGAAAAUGGAAAGAAAGCUAGGAAAUCCUUGCCCCCGAGUUGCAGCUGGCUGAGAAGGUGGACUGUGCGCAGCAUGGUCUUCAGCCCGCGCAUCUGAGCCCUGAAAGGCCAGCAUGUUGAGGGUGGGCGGCCAUGUGUCCCUCCUCCCGGCUGGACCCCUUGUUGGUUGUAAAUGCUCUUCAGAACACCUUUGUGAGAGGUUUUUUUGCAAGCCUCAUCUCUCUUUCUCUGUAGCUGUCUAGUCCUGUACCAGAAUUCUCAUGCAGGUCAGUGAUGUCAGCACCCAGGAAAUGUCCUUUAUUUUCGUUUUUGAGUCAGGACUUACUGCAUCGGCCCCAAAUGAAGGGUCACCUUGAACUUUCUGAUGGGCACUUUAUACAUAGACUGAGGCCUGAAAAUCAUCAAAUUAUAUUUUAAAUUUCCAGCUGAAAAGGCUGGAUCAGAGCCUGUAUCCUCAGGUACGUGUCGACGACUGGGUUAUUUUUCUUCCUCUUCGUGAUUGCAUAGGCUUCUUUAUGAGGAGAUUUUAUUGGCCUUGUUAACUUCUGCUUGUGUUUCUGGCCCUUGAAGUUUACAAACGGACACGGGAGAUUUCAGUGUGGCCGUUGAGGUCCUCGUCUGAUGUGGAUUGCCACAGGGACACUUUGCUUUCCUCACGCUUCGCCCCGUGCUUGCCCUGUGGUCAGCACGAGCAGACCCCGUCCCGUAGGAAGAGGCCUUCUGUGGGAGGCAGUGGCGUCCUCCUUUUCCUGCGCAUAGGCCUGUGCACCGUGUACCAGAGGCAGGGGCCUCAGGAGAAGCCUCAUCCAGGAGACUUAGAGGACAUGCCAAUACCAAACGUUUUUUGAUGUUAUCACUUUUUUUGGAAAUUGUUGUUUAAAGGAAAGUUAUGAAUUAAAAAAAAAAUAAUAAGAAAUAGAAAGGUCUGGGAAAGUGGCGCAGUGGUUAAGCGCCCCUGGGCUCAGUCCCCAGCACCAACACAAGCAAGCUGGAAACCGGGAACGCCCCAUUCUGACGGUUUGCUUUUCAGAAAGAAUUUUUGUAUAAACGUGAAACUUUAAAUGGUGAUCCCCUCAAUGCUGCUCACGUUUUUAGACCAUGAGCUCUUAGAACAGAUGGGUGAGGGCAGAGAAAUCGAGCUCCAAGGCAGAGCAGGCAGCAGUGAGAGGAGCAUCUGUGGGGACAAGCAGGACCAUGAGCAGGAGCCACCCUGUAGGGCCCCGCUGUCACACAACUGCAAGGACAGUUACGAGCCCGCAGCCCGAGGAUGCCUCCCACACGGGACGGCUGACGCCUCUCCAGUGUCUGCAGCUACAGCUCUGGAGGGGCGUUCGAGAAGGGGCGCUGAUACCGAGUUCAACCACUGGCCUGCUGAUAGCUGGCCCUGGACCACGACGGUGUGGCUGCUGGCUGAGGGGAACCUGGGGCCCGUGAUUGGCAGGACCGCGGUCUCUUUGCUGCAGAGACCUCGUGAAGAACAGGCCCCAGCUGCUCCUUUGAGGAGCAAUGGCCUCGCCAGCCCCCAGCGCUGUUGAAGCUCAGCUGGGUCCACUUCCUCUUUCCACCCCGCUGGCCCCACAUCUGUACUGACAGCAUGACAUCAUCCGUGGCUGAAGGGUUCACAGGGCUGGACG
Sciurus carolinensis (gray squirrel) is the source of this 2686-nucleotide messenger RNA. RefSeq names its product TRAF3-interacting protein 1-like. The transcript has 2 exons. Gene Ontology annotation, cellular component: intraciliary transport particle B; axoneme; centrosome. Gene Ontology annotation, molecular function: microtubule binding. Lineage: Eukaryota; Metazoa; Chordata; Mammalia; Rodentia; Sciuridae. Bases 388 to 1014 code for a protein of 208 amino acids. Gene Ontology annotation, biological process: intraciliary transport; regulation of microtubule cytoskeleton organization; cilium assembly. The record is from RefSeq and is a predicted model, not a curated record.